AUGGAGGAUGACAAUUUUAUGAAUGAGUCUGCCGUCAUUGUUAACGGGAGCGGAUAUUUUUACUACGAUUACAACUUUAAUUAUGAGGAAACACAACUUGAGAAAGCGUUGAAAUGGUUUGAAACUGCUUUUAUGGUGCCAAUCGGAGUUUUGGGAAAUAUUCUUAUAUUGUGUGUAUUGUCGAAGAAGGUGUAUUGGAAAUCGUCAACGGCCGUAUUCUUGGCAUCGCUCGCUGUUUCGGACAUACUUAUAUUAGUGUCGGGGUUCUACAAUAUCAUUGUACCCCCUAAUAUUUCAAAGAUACAUUGCAAAAUUAACCUAUCUAUUUGGAUAAGCAGUUCACAAACAUCGUCGUGCAUUCUUGCUACGGUGGCACUUGAAAGGGCAUUUAGUGUCAUGCAACCACUCAAAGCAAGAGCGGUGCUUACACCAAAAAAGGCUAAACUUUUAGUUAUUUUUAUAUUUUUGUGUGUGUAUGGACUGAACGCUAUUAUGUUUGCAAAAUAUGAAUUUGACGAGGACGAUGGCUUCGAAAAAAUGUACUGCCCAACAGGAGAACCAACAGGAGAAACAAUUGCGGGCUCUAUUGUCCACGUAUACCCUUGGGUAGAUUUUUGUAUAGGGUUUGCUCUCCCCUUUAUAGUCAUUAUUGUUUGUUCAAUUAUCAUCAUUAUAAAGAUAAAACCAGAUAAAGUUCUCCGACAAAAGAUGGAAAGUAAGCAGAUUUCCUCUGUUUCGAUUACUCUUCUCUCGGCCAACGCCUGUUUUAUCGUCACACUUGCUCCAAGUCGAAUUUACAACAUUAUGUUCCCAAUACCAACCCUUGGUGAUGAACAAUUCACAGCAUUUCUAGUACUGUCAAUGGUAUCACAAAUCAAUGCUGCUGUCAACUUUUUCGUUUACUUUUUUAAUGCGACGAAGUUUAGAACAGGUGUGUAUGAUCUUUUCUGUUGUAGAUAA
Messenger RNA from Ruditapes philippinarum (Manila clam), 960 nucleotides. Its product is annotated as somatostatin receptor type 2-like. The transcript has a single exon. Gene Ontology annotation, biological process: G protein-coupled receptor signaling pathway. The record is from RefSeq and is a predicted model, not a curated record. Gene Ontology annotation, cellular component: plasma membrane. The coding region runs from base 1 to 960 and encodes 319 amino acids. Gene Ontology annotation, molecular function: G protein-coupled receptor activity. Lineage: Eukaryota; Metazoa; Mollusca; Bivalvia; Venerida; Veneridae.